UUUAAAUAAAGUUUAUUUCAAUGACAGAGCAGAAAGACAAUUUUUUAAAGAAUAUCUAUAAAUAAUUAAGGGCAUCUUAUGCAUAUCGCAAAUCAUCAAAUGUAGUGCUUUGCUGGUGUAAUUUAUAAACCUAACUCGAUAAAAAGGAACUAGGAUAAUCAGCAAAUUAUGCUGCAUUGAUUUCGCUCGAGGAACAAGAGCCAACAAACAUACAUACACCUGCCCGAGAGAGGGACAGUUGUGAUAAAACCGCGUGAGAUAAGGAGUUUUCGUGCCAAAUAUGCUGUCUUACAUCAAACGCAAGCUCUCUGAAUCGGACGGUGGCGGCGGCGGCGCCAGUUCUGGCACAACCGUGACGUCGUCGUGCGGCGGAGGCAUCAGCAGCAGCGAUGGGAGCGGGAAUACCGGCAGCACAGCGGACGAGUUAGUGCGCAAAACGAGCCAGAUGUCGAUGGACGAUGAGGCGAUUGCCGUGGGGGAGGACGCACUGCUCCACGAGCUGGGCUACAGGAAUGCCACAGACCUGCAGGAAACCAUUUAUGACUUGUUGCGCGGCAUACGGGAUCCAGAGAAGCCCUGCACCCUGGAGGAUCUUAACGUGAUAUAUGAGGAGGGGAUAUUUGUGAUGCCGCCCACACGCUCAAAUGUGUCCGUGGUGCGCAUCGAAUUCAACCCCACAGUGCCCCAUUGCUCCCUGGCCACGCUGAUAGGACUUUGCAUUCGAAUCAAAGUAGAACGGGGUCUGCCCCACAAUAUUAAGCUAGACAUCUAUAUCAAGAAAGGUGCCCAUCAAACGGAAGAAGAAAUCAACAAGCAAAUCAAUGACAAGGAGCGCAUCGCAGCGGCAAUGGAGAAUCCCAAUCUGCGGGAACUGGUCGAGAACUGCAUUAAGGAUGAGGAGUAACCGAUGGACGCUCUCGUUUUGUGUACAUAGGAGAUAUUUAAGGUCUAGGGUUAAGUCUACCAUUAAGUUACUCCAUGGACUGUGUGCAUAGCAUUAAAGCCCUUCAAAUCUGUUAA
This is a messenger RNA of Drosophila ananassae, 1020 nucleotides long. It is a transcript of the gene galla-1, whose product is annotated as MIP18 family protein galla-1. The transcript is spliced from 5 exons. The coding region runs from base 281 to 904 and encodes 207 amino acids. NCBI's taxonomy places the organism in Eukaryota, Metazoa, Arthropoda, Insecta, Diptera, Drosophilidae. The record is from RefSeq and is a predicted model, not a curated record.